Messenger RNA from Salvelinus sp. IW2-2015, 1436 nucleotides. RefSeq names its product very-long-chain (3R)-3-hydroxyacyl-CoA dehydratase 1. Gene Ontology annotation, molecular function: 3-hydroxyacyl-CoA dehydratase activity. The record is from RefSeq and is a predicted model, not a curated record. Gene Ontology annotation, biological process: sphingolipid biosynthetic process; dephosphorylation; fatty acid elongation. Lineage: Eukaryota; Metazoa; Chordata; Actinopteri; Salmoniformes; Salmonidae. Gene Ontology annotation, cellular component: endoplasmic reticulum membrane.
CUGCUGCCCCAAAUCGCGCUUGCGCAGCGUUUCUGACUUUCCCACUCUGUCCCCCGUACGUACCAUGGCGUCCACGGAGGAGGACGGCUCGGUUGAAGAGAAAGAAAACAACAACAAGAAGAGGACGAAAAGUGCCAUCGCUGUCGCAUGGCUUACAUUUUACAACAUCGCCAUGACGGCCGGGUGGCUGGUUUUGGCUAUGGCAAUGAUGCGCUUCUACGUCCAGAAAGGCACACACAAGGGUCUGUACAAAAGUAUAGCAAGGACACUCAAGUUUUUCCAGACCAUUGCGUUAGUUGAGGUGGUGCAUUGUGCAAUCGGAAUCGUGAGGACCUCUGUAAUUGUGACCGGGGUUCAAGUAUGUUCACGAAUCUUCAUGGUGUGGUUCAUCACCAACAGCAUCAAACAGAUCCAGAACGAAGAAAGUGUAAUCCUCUUCUUGGCCGUUUGGACGUUUACAGAGAUUACCAGAUAUUCCUUCUAUACAUUCAAUCUGCUCAACCACCUGCCAUACUUCAUUAAAUGGGCCAGAUACAACAUGUUUAUCAUCAUGUACCCUCUCGGAGUGGCCGGAGAACUCCUGACCAUUUACACUGCUCUGCCAUAUGUUCGCAAAACCGGAAUGUUGUCCAUGAGGCUCCCCAACAAGUAUAACGUCUCCUUUGACUACUACUACUUCCUCAUUAUCGUCAUGCUCUCCUAUAUCCCAUUGUUCCCACAGCUCUACUUCCACAUGCUCCGUCAGAGGAGAAAGGUGCUUCUUGGGGAGAUCAUAGUAGAGAAGGAUGAGUAGAACCGCCUCAGUCCAGCACCUGGCGUUCGUUUUGGGACAGCGAGUGUGCACAGCUCCCCUGCCGCCACAUCCAUUCACCUUUGGUGCCGCGCUCCACCGCACUCCACAUGCAACAAAAUGGACCGGGAGAGUCAGACGAAUACUAACAUCGCCGGAAAAGCCAUGUAAUAAUCACGGAAAAAGAAUUAAACAUCACAGUCACCACAAUAACCCAACUGGACUAAAUACAGUGCUGCGAGAGAAAUCAUAACCCAACAGGAAUAACAGUCAUCAGAAUCAUCACUGAAUCAGUCAUCACCAAACUCAUCAAUCAAUGAGAGGAAUCAUUACAGAACUGGAAUAGUCAUCAUUGUGGAAAGAAUGAAUAAAUAUCAUCUCUAGCCGGAAUCAUUAUCAUCGCAAAACUGGAACAUAAUGCUGCGCACCCAUCAUUAUGGGUUCCACUGUGUCUUCACUGUCCAGGUGUAGAGAUCUAGAUCCCCAGAAAGAGAACGCACUGAAUCCACCAGCCAGCGUGGCCACAGCAUACUGCACUGAAACCCUGCAACCUGAUAGCAUAAUACUGCACUGAUUACCUUCUACACCUGCUAAAAACAUAAUACUGCACUGAUUACCUUCUACACCUGCUAAAAACAUAAUACUG